AUGGCACCGUCCCCAUCUCCCAUCGAACUCACAGUAGCUUCGGCUCUGCUUCUCCUCUCAGCCACACCUCCCUCUCCCUCUCUGAUCUCCGCUCCGCAGUUGGCUUCUGAGGACCAGUCCCUCAAGGAUGGAAGGGAAAGACAGAGUUGCAGAGAGAGCUUGGUGCUGAGCGAUCCCAACGCAGUGCCGCUUAUGGAAGAGUCAGGCUCUGUUUCGACGCCAUGCACUUCAUCGCUCGCCAGCGAGGGAUCGUCUGAGGAGAUUAGAGCUCGUCCGAAGAGCAUCAUGGACGUUCUGUCUCGCUACCAUGACAUGAAGCUAAAGGUUGAUCUGAUUUCUCAUUUAACACUGUUUAAUCUGUUUGGAUUCAUUGUCACUGCGUAUUGGUUGAAUAUGCGCAAGGAUAUGCUUGAAUCUGAUUUUUUGAACUAUGGCGUUUUCAAUUACUGUUUGUCUGUGAACAAACAAAAUCCGAAGAUCUUCCAAUUUUCUCAGGUCGUACGGAAGAGCCGGUCGAAGAUUCUCUAUAGCUCCGGGAAGGCGACGACAAAAACCUCGGGAUCCGAGUCCACAGAGGCGUCGUGCUUGUCGAGCAGUUCGACCGCAGGCUCAAGCGCGCGAAGCCGAAUAAGCUGCUACGUUAGCCGAGGUGAGAAAAGGCUUGCAAUGGUCCACGAGGACGAAGAGAUAAGGAGGAAGCAUGUCAGCUCGACUCACAUGCGCCGCCGAGCCGAUUCCAUUUUGAAACUACUCUCUGGCGGUUGUUCCUCUGAACUGAAGAUACGUCAACUUCUCGGUGACAGCCCUGACACAAGCAAGGCUCUCAGAAUGUUGUUGAAGCUGGAUGAGGUGCAAAGGUCCGGCACAGGAGGACGUCACGACCCCUAUAUUUACAAGAUAGCAUGA
Corylus avellana is the source of this 906-nucleotide messenger RNA. NCBI's taxonomy places the organism in Eukaryota, Viridiplantae, Streptophyta, Magnoliopsida, Fagales, Betulaceae. The record is from RefSeq and is a predicted model, not a curated record.